ACAAACAAAGCACGGGAACUCGUUGGCUUUGCCGUAGAGACUUGGCCACAUAAACUCCUCACACAUAACAACAACACAGAAGACACCAAUCCUCAUCAUUCUUCCUCUAGCAUAGUAAUAGAAGCCUACAAAAUUUUAUCCAUUCUGUGCCCAUUUAUCUCUCAACAUUUGCUCCAAAUUAACUUGUCCAGAAAGAGGAGAGAAAAACCCUGAUAUUUUGUAAGUUGUAACUGCUUGUAUUAUUACAACAACACAGUUUGUGUGGUGCAAGGUAGAAAAAAACAAAGAAAAUCAUGUUGGCCCUACAAUAAUCUAAACAGCACGUCUCUCUACCGCUUAUCUCUGAAUCCUUAUCCUUUUUCCAACAACAAGAACGGAGUUUUAACUUGUUAUUUCACUUCCCUGGCAUUUUCUCUGCAAAACCCAUAUCUUCUUUAGGACCGCGGAGGUUGUUUUGGAGGGGGUUUGUGGGUUUUUUUAAUUUAUUUUGAAAACCCUUGAAUAAUCCUGUGCUUUAAAGGUUUAUUCUUUUGGAUUAAAUCGAGGGUUUUUGUUGUUUGAUUUUUAUUUUCAAGGGUUUAAUUGGAAAUUUCUGGGUUCUUUUUGCUUUUUGCUUUUGUUGGUUAAAGAUGGCUUUAGGUUCAGUUUUAUUGGAGAUUUUGCAAAGACCUACAAUUGGGGAAGUGUUGAGUGAGAUUUUGAUUUUUGUGAUUCCUUUGUGGGUUGCUGUUGCUGUUGGGGUUCUUGUGGGGUGGGCAUGGAAGCCUAAAUGGGCUAGUAAUUUGAGUAGAGAAAUGUUGUUGGAUUCCAAGGUUUCAAAGGAGGCUAAAAAAGAAGGAGAAUUUUCAGCAACAACAAGUUCUGUGAUUCCAAGUUUCAAUAUUUUGAAGUUUCAGUUGCCAAGUUGUGUUUCUUGGGUUGCUGAUGAUGGUGGGAUUCAAAAGGACUCUCUCUCUGUGCCACCUACCCUCAAUUCUGAAUGCAGUUCAUCAAAAAUGAAAAAGGAAAAAUCAGAUCUUGUGAUGGAAGAUGAUUUGGAGCAUUUGAGCAAGCUGGUGGAAGUGACAGAUGGAGGUCCUGCUUGGAUUCAGAUGAUGGAUCGUUCAACACCUACUAUGAGCUAUCAAGCUUGGCGCAGAGAUCCUGAGACUGGCCCUCCACAAUAUCGUAGCAGAACUGUUUACGAGGAUGUCACACCUGAACUGGUGAGGGACUUCUUUUGGGAUGAUGAAUUUCGAGCAAAGUGGGACGACAUGCUUUUACACGCUGAAACUUUGGAGGAUUGCCCUACCACAGGAACCAUGUUGGUCCAGUGGGUGCGCAAGUUUCCUUUCUUUUGUAGUGACAGAGAAUACAUCAUAGGCCGUCGAAUUUGGGAGUCAGGUCGAAUGUACUACUGUGUUACAAAGGGAGUUCCUUGCUCCUCUGUGCCAAGACGCAACAAACCAAGGCGUGUUGAUUUGUACUAUUCAAGCUGGUGCAUUCGUGCAGUUGAAUCAAAAAGAGGGGAUGGCCAGCUGACUGCCUGUGAGGUGAUGCUGUUCCACCAUGAAGACAUGGGUAUUCCUUGGGAAAUUGCAAAGCUUGGAGUCCGGCAGGGUAUGUGGGGAGCUGUGAAGAAGAUUGAGCCUGGUCUACGUGCAUAUCAGAAAGAUAGAGCAUCUGCAGCUCCACUUUCACGUAGUGCUUUCAUGGCUCAGAUCAACACCAAAGUGAGUGCAGACUACCUGAGAUCUUUGGAGAGCAGGACUAGUAGUGAUAUGUUAGAGAUUGAAUCUCAGGAAACACCGGAGAAACGUGUUGGGAAUAAUAUAUCGAAGUUUUUAGUGAUUGGUGGGGCUGUUGCUCUUGCUUGUACUCUUGACCGGGGGCUCGCAACUAAGGCACUUAUAUUUGGAGUCGCCAGAAGGUUUGCAAUUGGAAGGAGGAUGUGAUACAUGAUUUUUUUCUAACUUCAUUCCGAAAGCACUGGACAUAGAUGAUUGCUGAAGCAGUGAAGUGAGAAAUAGUCCAUUGCUGAUCUCCUUACCCUUUCAGAAGGAACAUGAACUUCCAUUCUUUUUUCCCUAUUUGAGCUUAAGCGCAGCUUCAGAACGGAAAACGACAAAAGUUCUUUAAACUGUUGUAUUCACUAAGUUUAGCAAUUCAAUGUCAUCAAAGAAUCUCAAGCUGCAGAAAUAACAAGAUUCAGGGUUCUUUUCUUGUUCAUUUAAAA
Molecule: messenger RNA, 2215 nt
Organism: Populus nigra (black poplar)
Lineage: Eukaryota; Viridiplantae; Streptophyta; Magnoliopsida; Malpighiales; Salicaceae
Exons: 6
Coding region: 630-1934 (434 amino acids)
Molecular function (GO): lipid binding
Source: RefSeq, a predicted model, not a curated record